Parascedosporium putredinis is the source of this 1011-nucleotide messenger RNA. The record is from the annotation of a GenBank genome assembly. NCBI's taxonomy places the organism in Eukaryota, Fungi, Ascomycota, Sordariomycetes, Microascales, Microascaceae.
AUGGUCGCGUAUGGGAAGGCUUCAUGGGAGCUUAGGGACAAGUCAGACCUCGUCAUGUCGGUUAUAAUCGAUGAUGAUCACAUAAACGGCGUGAUCAGCCUCUGGAAACAGGAUAUUGGUCCAGAAACCGUGGAGGAACUAGUGGUUAUCGGAAUUGCGAAGCUCGAGGAGUAUAAGCGAUUGAUGCGAACGUCGAUGAGUUAUCCUAAGGGGGAAGAAGUUGAAUAUACCGAUGAAAAUCGGUACCGUACUACAAAUGAAGAGAAGAGGUACUUGGAUAACAGUAAUGGCGACUUCCUCUCUGAUUAUCGUCAGGCGGCGGAGACCCAUCGCCAGGUCCGUCAGUGGGCCCAGAAGAGUAUCAAGCCUGGCCAAUCCCUCAUCGAGAUCGCUAACGGCAUCGAGAACAGCGUUCGUCAACUCACCGGACACGACGGUUUGUCUGAAGGCGAUUCGCUCAUUGCCGGCAUGGGGUUCCCUCUUGGGCUGAACCUAGAUGAUAUUGCCGCCCACUUCAGCCCGAAUGCAGGCGAUAAGACUAUUCUCCAACGGAAUAAUGUUAUGAAGGUGGAUAUUGGAGUCCACGUCAAUGGCCGCAUUGUCGAUAGCGCCUUCACCAUGUCUUGGGACCCCACAUACGAUAACCUCAUCGCAGCCGUAAAGGAUGCGACCAACACAGGCAUACACGAAGCCGGAAUCGACGUUCGGCUCGGCGAACUCGGCGGCCUGAUUCAAGAAACCAUGGAAAGCUACGAAUGCGAGAUUAAUGGGGUGAAUUACCCGAUUCGGCCGAUCAGAGGCCUUAGCGGCCAUAAUAUUCUGCGCUAUAGCAUUCAUGGCGCUAAGAGCGUGCCCUCCGUGUUAACCGACGACCCUACUAAGAUGGAGGAGGGCGACGUCUUCGCUAUCGAGACUUUUGGGUCAUACACGGCUCAGUUUGAGCACGGCAUAAAGACUAUCCUACUUAGGCCUACUGUAAAGGAGGUCAUUACCCGUGGAGAUGACUACUAG